Molecule: messenger RNA, 2712 nt
Organism: Cylas formicarius (sweet potato weevil)
Lineage: Eukaryota; Metazoa; Arthropoda; Insecta; Coleoptera; Brentidae
Product: FAST kinase domain-containing protein 1, mitochondrial
Exons: 7
Coding region: 1-2712 (903 amino acids)
Biological process (GO): regulation of mitochondrial mRNA stability; mitochondrial RNA processing
Cellular component (GO): ribonucleoprotein granule; mitochondrial matrix
Molecular function (GO): RNA binding
Source: RefSeq, a predicted model, not a curated record
AUGUGUUUGUCGGUGGGAAAUAAAUACUUUCUCGGUGGACUGAGUUUCGCGUUUAAAAGACAUUUAUUCUGUGGUAAGCGUGGAUGGGAUCUAGUUCAAGUAAUUCCGCCGGUGCGCACAAAAACUCAACGCAGAACAUUGCAUGUUAAUCGAAACUGCGUGAAACGCAUAUUCUCGGAAUAUGAUGAGUUCAAGGCAGUGGAAGAAUUAGAAAUCGGCGAUUUGGAUGAAUCGAAUCAGGUGCGGUUUUCACUUUUUACCAACCGCAACGAUUCCUUACUGACUGCGAUAAGCGAAUGCGCGUCGGUCGAAAACGUGCUUUCUUUCAUUGCGAUCCACGGCGACAAGCUAACCGACAAACACGUCACCCGUAUCGUGCUCGUAUUAUACGAUUUGCAGACUUUAUUUUGUCAAGUCUGCGAUCAUGGUAACGAAAGUGGAAGAAUUCACUUCUUGCGGAUAUUGCGCGAAAAAGAUGAGUUCGCAAAGCUAUUAGGGGUGUUAAAAAAACUGCUGCCGAAUUAUGACUCUGCGCUUUUGGGCCCUACCUUCGUAUUUCUAAGCAAAAUGGGGCUUCGCGUGUGGGACGACGUUAUGGAUGGUGUCAGCGAGGAGAUUAGACAACGCGCGGAGCGCGAAUUUUCCCUAGAGCUGACGGAAAACCUGUUUAAAGUUGUUUUUCUCGAAUCCAAUGAGAGACCUUUCUACAUCACCCGUAAUCUCAUCCCAAAAGUGAUAAAUGCAAUUGGAAGUUGCGAGAGUCUCGGCGAUCUGAAAAGUGUGGCAGUUUGUUUAAACAAAAUUAGCUAUUGCGUGGGAGAACGAGACUUGCAAAUAUUUAAAGACAAGGUUGAAUGUUUUGUUGGACAGAAUAAUAUUUCAAACACAGAUUGCGAAGCGCUCCUAAAAAUUGUACUUUUUCUAAAUUACCCUCGAUGGCGGCACAAAAACCUGCCCCUACUUGCCAAAUGUGUGCUGCUAAUGAAACCACAUUUGAAUUCACUGAAGGCUAAAGAAGUGGUAAUUCUGUACACUGUAUUCUUCAAAAACCAAGAACCGAAUGAACUGCUAAAUGACCUUCAGAGAUGUGCGGCUCGGCGAAUGCAGGAGCUGGAUGAGUCACCCUAUCAUCACACGAGCGUGAGACUGGCGCUAUUUUCAUCGCUAAUAUAUUUUUGCUCACCCCUUCACAGACACCAGUUUAAAAAAGACGUUAGCAAGUACCUGGCCGUGUGCCGCGACUACUUCAACCUCGAACGGCUCAAGAAAAUAUUCCUGUAUUUGAAAAUCUCAGAUCGACAGUUAUGCCAACAGUAUUGGGACAAAAUGCUACAUUUGGUAAUCUCUGAUAAUGAUCCAGACACUUUGAUAAACGCGGCAGAAAGCUACAUGACAUUUAAUACAGACGUUAGCAGUUAUCGUCACUAUGACUUUGAACAUCAUGUGAUUAAACACAUAAAAGACGCGGUGAAAAGCGACACAAUCACUUUGUAUCCCCGAAAGUUUUUUUCCUUGUAUGGCUUCGCGCUGGCGAACGUCAGGCAUCACAGUUUGAUGGAUGAACUGGCGCAUAGGUUUGACGACAUCAAAGCUCAAUUGUCGCCCGUCGACUGCUUCAAGGUUUCCCAAAGUAUCGCUUUGAUAGACCGUGACCCGAGCCCUAAAACGAACCGCCAUUUCUUGAACUUUACUUGCGGUGCGCUCGACGACGCCACCGUUAGACAUUGCAAACUCGACGACUUCCACGGCAAUCACUUCCUCAUCAAGGCGUGCAUCUUGCGCGGCAGCACACGCACCGAAGUUUUUGAAGACAUGGUACUCCAGUACAAACAACUGCCGUACGUUUCGUCGAAGAUCAUCGAAAACUUGUAUCACACAUUCAUUUCCACGGGUAUUCUUAUUCCCGAAGUCGUAAACAUGCUGACCGAAUACGUCGUGCACCACAAAAGCAGCGUUCUGGGUUUCAACGCUGAGAAAGUCUUGUGGCUUUCGUACUUUUUGGGUUAUCAUCCCGUCUACCCGGACGACUUCUUCGACACGGUCACGGAUAUUAUAUUAAGAGACCACGAACGUUCGAGCGGCUUGGCUCUUCUGCAAAGCACUCUUGCGCUAUGCUUCUAUAACCGAGUGUCUCGAGCUUUGGUGCAACAGAUAUUUAACGUAGAAUUUUUGGAUAAACUCGACGUGGAGCUGGCCAAUUGCUACUCGAGGGAUAGGUAUCCGCACAGGGUUAGGGAUAUCUUGAUGCAAUUGAACCGGUCGAUUUGUUUGGAGUACCCGGAGUAUAACGUGCCGUGGUUUCAUCAAAAAUAUAUUGAGGAGCACCAAAAAACGAACGUAAUGGACGACGUCAAAGAUCGCUUUCACAUGAACGUUAGGGAUUACAUCGUCGGUGUCUUUGGUCAAAAUUGUAUGCUGGAAAACGUCGUCACCCCUUACGGCUAUAACGUCAAUUUCGUCGUUCAUCUUACCGGGGCGCAGGAGACUACUUCUAAUUUUGAUGACGUCGCCACGGUGAAAUUGGGGAUUUUGUUGGUAAAUGACAGUUACUACACAAGGUUUUACACCCACCUGAAAGGCAGGUACCAAAUGAUGAUCCGGCAUCUGGAGAUAUUGGGUUAUAAAGUGAAAGUGGUGAGGUACAAUGAGUGGAUAAAUUUGCUCUACGCGAGCGAGCGGAUAGAGUUUGUUACGAACGUUGUGCGCCAAUAA